AUGUACGUACACCCCGCGUGCGCGCUGCUGUACGCCUUCAGCGCCCCUGCGUCUGCAGCAGCAGCAGCAGCAGCAGCAGCAGCAGCAGCAGCAGCAGCAGCAGCAGCAGCAGCAGCAGCGGUGGAGUGGGAAGCAGUGGCGAAAGCAGCAGCGGCAGGUUUGCAGGGCAGUAACAAGCAGCGGCAAAAGCAGCAGCAGCAGCAGCAGCAGCAGCACGAGAGCGGUAGAGUAUGA
Messenger RNA from Eimeria necatrix, 234 nucleotides. RefSeq lists its product as hypothetical. The record is from RefSeq and is a predicted model, not a curated record. The coding region runs from base 1 to 234 and encodes 77 amino acids. NCBI's taxonomy places the organism in Eukaryota, Apicomplexa, Conoidasida, Eucoccidiorida, Eimeriidae. The transcript has a single exon.